This is a messenger RNA of Didymella exigua CBS 183.55, 1494 nucleotides long. RefSeq lists its product as uncharacterized. The annotation marks the transcript as partial. Gene Ontology annotation, molecular function: protein binding. Lineage: Eukaryota; Fungi; Ascomycota; Dothideomycetes; Pleosporales; Didymellaceae. The record is from RefSeq and is a predicted model, not a curated record. The transcript has 2 exons.
CCGUCGCUGCUCCCCGCAUUUGGCGAGGACAGCUUCUCGUCAUCGCCGUUCCCGCGUCCGGGCUCCUCCAAACGCAAGUUUGAGGAAGAUUCACCCUCGUUCGCGAAGCAGCUCAAGUACUAUCCCACCCCCGUCCCCACCUCGUCGACCGGCAUCCUCAACUUCUCGUCGCCGCGUCACGUACGGCCGGCCCUGCAGCGCGCCGUGUCGGCCCUCUCAGAAAGGACCCCUCUCGGUGCGGUGCCCACCGUCGACCUGCCUGCGAAUGGCGAGCUGCUUCGUAUGGGACGGUCGUCCAACUCUGCCGACUACCAGCUGUCCACCAACCGCCUCAUCUCACGCGUCCACGUCCAAGCCGCGUAUCACGCGCCUGACUCCACCUACCCCCGCGGCCACAUCGAUGUCGAGUGCUUGGGAUGGAACGGUGCGAAGAUCCACUGCGGUGGCGCUGUGUUCGAACUUGCAAAGGGAGACACGUACGUCUCAGAGAAUCCGGAAUCGGAGAUCAUGUUGGAUGUUCAGGACACCCGUGUCGUGAUUGCUUGGCCCAUCAUCCCAGUAUCCAAGUUCUCGUGGGAGUCUGAAGAGGAGGACAUGCCAACACCCACACGCGGUAACACGCAGGGUGCCUUUGACUCUAGCCCUCCUGUCGUUCCCCGCUCUCCUGUCUCGCAGAGCCCAAUGCGUCAACCAUGUUUCGAGGCACUCGGUCCUAAUGCCCCUACUGGUGGUGUUCAGGUGUUCGAGGAUGCAGAUGCACAGGACGAGGGCUCGACGCUUCUAGACCCAGAGAAGACAUUCAUUCGUCCUACCGUUUCGCCCAUUGGCUCGAGCCAGGAGGCUGACGCAAAGGACAAAGACCCCAAAGCCAGCUUCACAUCGUCGUUUGGCGAAGAUGACUAUUCUGAUAAUGACGAGGAGAAUGAUCCUGUCAUCCACUCCUUUGGACCCUUUGGCCAGAACAUCCUCAACGGCCUCGAGUCGUUCUCAACUGCCACACCUGGCCUCGGCAAUACGCCACGACCUCCUCGCAAGCCAUUGGCUCCGCCGUCAAAACGCCUGUCCGCCGAGGCUGUCCGCUUCAAGGAGUCACCCAUCAAGAACCACGUCAUCAACCAGCUGGCGUACUCGCGUGUCCACUCGCACCCUCUCUCAACAAUUCACAGCAACCUUCCCGCUGAGCUCAAGGCUUGUGCGAGCAAGCCAAAGAGCGCUCAAAGUGCGGAAGGGCGCAGUGGCUCGACUACACCGCUGCCUGAAUUGUCGCAGUCCGAUCUGAGGAUGAUCCUGGAACAAACCCCAUGCGUAGGAGAAAUCCCCCGCAUUGGUAAGGACGCUGCCGGCAAGCCGCUUGAGAGCGAGUACUAUUACGUCCCCGAGAUGGACCCCGACCAGAUGAGGCGCGAGACCAUCACCGCCGGCAUGCGCAGCACCGGCCUCCGCUCUGUCCGAAAAACACAUAAGCAAUACUACUGGAAGAAACCCCGCGCCUGA